Emiliania huxleyi CCMP1516 is the source of this 1510-nucleotide messenger RNA. RefSeq lists its product as hypothetical. The transcript is spliced from 9 exons. Gene Ontology annotation, molecular function: protein binding. The coding region runs from base 1 to 1374 and encodes 457 amino acids. Gene Ontology annotation, cellular component: Golgi apparatus. NCBI's taxonomy places the organism in Eukaryota, Haptophyta, Isochrysidales, Noelaerhabdaceae. The record is from RefSeq and is a predicted model, not a curated record.
AUGCUGGACACGGUCAACAUGACGCUGACGUAUCCGCAAGUCCUCCAAGACGCGGAGGGUCGGUCGACGACGCCCGACGACCGCGAGGGGCACACGGCGUCGGUCGUCGACCAGCAAAUCUACAUCUUUGGCGGCACGUGGGAGGACGAGAAGACGGGCGUGAACGCGUACUUGGACGACUUGCACGUCUUCGACGUGGCGAGCUACUCGUGGAUGAAGCCGGCCUAUACCGGCUCUCCGCCGGAAGGGCGGGAGGGCCACUCAGCAGCGGUGAUCGGCCGGCUCAUCUUCAUCUUUGGAGGGACACGUGGGACGUGGGUGCAAGAGGCGGAGCGGACGCCGCACAGAGAGCUCGAGGACGAGGGCGAGUCCGCGCACGGCCAGCUGCCGAGCCAGCGCGAGGGCCACUCUGCGUGCGUCGUCGGGUGCGCUACAGGGGGCGUGUGGUGGGGCCCUUUCACAGCUGGCGACUCGUUCCUGGAGCGGAGGUACCACACCGCCUCUGUGGUGGAGGGGCGGCUGCUCGUCUUCGGCGGGCAGUACUACGACUACGGCAAGGACCUGCACUUCGAGUGCUCGAACGCGGUGUGCGAGAUCGACCUCGAGCAGCUAGCGUGGCGCAUCCACCCCCCCUCCUCGCCCUCCCCGCUCAAGCGAGCCUGCCACGCUGCGGGCGUCGUCGGCAAGUGCGUCUACGUGGUUGGCGGCCGCUACUGGGACGAGCAGGAGGACGACUACAUCUUUCUGAACGACGUGCUCGACACGCGGCCCUCGUCCAGCCUCGCCUCGGACUGGCGCCGCUACUUCAACAGCGAGCUCCUCUCGGACGUCUGCUUGCUCGUCGGCGACAUGCGGAUCCCGGCGCACCGCGUGGUGCUCGCCGCGCGCUGCGACUUCUUCGCGCGCAUGUUUGCGUCCGGCAUGAGGGAGGCGACCGAGGAGGAGCUGCCGAUCGUCGACGUCUCACCGCCCGUCUUCCAGCUCCUGCUCGAGCACCUUUACACCGACUCCUCCGCCGUCCCCGAGGAGUCCGCCCUCGAGCUCUUCGCCGCCGCCGACCGCUUCGGCGUCGAGCGGCUGCGCGCCCUCUGCUCGGACCGGAUCGAGGGGAUGCUCUCUGCGGCGAACGUGUGCGACGUGCUGACGGUUGCCGACCAGCACAACGGCGCCGAGUUGGUCGAGGCGGCCGUGUCGCACAUCGUCGAGAACUUUGGCGAGAUACACUGCUCGCCCCCCUUCAGAGAGCUGUCGCGGCCGCUCCUCGACGUGGUGCACGCCGCCAUCGCGCCCAGGCUCGUCCUUGCCGCCCCGCCUGCCGGCCUGGCGGCCGAGGCGGGUGGGUCACGGCAGAGCGCGAGGCGACAUUCGACAUGACGUGACGCGGUCCCUCUGUGUGUGGUGAGCGCGUGCAGUACGCCAGUACGCGUGAGCUCUUGUGUUCAUGAGCUACUCCACGUCGAGAGUAGUAAAAACAGGUAAUGUCCCACUGUAUUUUAGCAUUUUGCUAUUU